GUGCACGUGAUCUGACAUCAGACAUAAACAUAAUUAGAUGACAUAUAACGUUAUAAGCAGGGAAAUGCUGACAUCACCACGAUGUCAUUCACGUGAGAGUCAGUCAUCUGACCUCAUUCUGCAGAGUUAUGCACAUCCAUCACAUACCUGAUGAUUAACCACUUCACAAGAUCUACAUAUGCAGAUGGACUCCCGUCCAUGACAUCACCAAUUCCCCCCCGGAGAGUCAAUAACUAAGCACUGAUCGAAAUAUAAAACAAAUGUAACAUCCAUCCCUUGCAGCAACAUUCCUGAAUCAUACACUCAGACGUUCAUCACAUUUCUCUCACUUUACACACGAAACAAUUGAACACCAAUAACAUAUAAUCACCAUGGACAAACUCUCCGGUCUCGCCUCGAAGCUCAGUGGUGGCAACAAGUCUGGUGGUGACGCGCAGGCCUCGGGCUCGAGCGGAAACCAGGGCCAGGAGGAUUACCUUGAUAAGGGUCUCGACUCGGUCGAACAGAAGUUCGGUGGUGGCAAGAUCGAUCCUCAGAAGAUGCGCUCCACGAAUGAGAAAAUCACGGAUACGGCGAGGAAUCAGUUUGAGAGUGCUACUGGAAAGAAAGUCCCCGAGAAGUUUUCCAAUUAG
Aspergillus eucalypticola CBS 122712 is the source of this 632-nucleotide messenger RNA. RefSeq lists its product as uncharacterized. The record is from RefSeq and is a predicted model, not a curated record. NCBI's taxonomy places the organism in Eukaryota, Fungi, Ascomycota, Eurotiomycetes, Eurotiales, Aspergillaceae. Bases 372 to 632 code for a protein of 86 amino acids. The transcript is spliced from 3 exons.